Echinococcus granulosus is the source of this 927-nucleotide messenger RNA. RefSeq lists its product as hypothetical. The coding region runs from base 1 to 927 and encodes 308 amino acids. The record is from RefSeq and is a predicted model, not a curated record. Lineage: Eukaryota; Metazoa; Platyhelminthes; Cestoda; Cyclophyllidea; Taeniidae. The transcript has 5 exons.
AUGUCUCAAAUAACCCUGUUAUUAAAGCCAAGAGUAAAAAAAUAUUUAGGAGAAUUUGUGAUACUGAGUGGAUUUGUGAUUAAUCGAGCCCUGGUGAACACCAUUUCAAAUUUUCUAAUAAUUUCCAAAUCAUACUUCAGCCUCUGCACGAUUUUAUUGCCUGUAAUUGACGUGGACACCAAAGAAAAUCAGUCUUUAACGGUCUUCAUACACAUACACACACGCACUUAUAGGAAUCAACAAGAAUAUGAAAAUGGAAGGAAGACUAAAGCUGACUUUUGUGGUCAGUCUUUAUCCAAUCAUUCAUCAAAUGCAUUCGAUCAAAUAUUCAAGCACAUUCAAGCCCACUUAGUUGUUCGAGUGCUUUCUAAUCGUUCGACCUCUAAAACCACAACAAAGAGGCUCAUUAGAUUUAGCGAUUACCAAAUAGCCAAGGUUUUCACUCAUUUUCUACCAAAAGCAGAAAUCGAGCACUGGAAGACAUUUUCAUGGCUCAUUUUUCUUACAAAUGCACACAAACUAUUUCUACUUAUUGUUUCCGUUGGAAAAGUAUAUAUAAAAUUUUGCUUAUUUAUUCUUAUGGGCCAACAGGACCGAAGAACUUUAUUUUUUGCAAAUGACGUUAUUCUGCUUCCCAUAAUUAAUGUUCAAGAUUCAAAUCCAUGCGUUGGAUUUUUAAAACACUUUGCGAGGUCAAAAAGAACUUCAGCAGAUGGCACAUUCAGACCUUUGCUUAACAAGUGUACUUGUACUGCUUCUGCAUGUGAUUUGGACUCCGAUUUUACUUGCUCUUCUCAAAAAGCGUGUACGAAAGAGGCUGUAAGCAAGAAACUUUCAGUUGAGUGUUGCCAUUACUUGGCUCAACCAAUGGGAAAAGAAAGGGGAAGUAAACUUGUUGGUGCAAUUUUAAACUUUUUUAAUGCGUAA